AUGAGCAACGACAAGCUUCCCCAGAACCAUCCGUCGUCGCCACCGGGGCUCACGCCUUCAAGGGCCGGCCUGGCAAAGGCUAAAAACCUCUACAUUGCUCAUCGCCGCUCUCCGUCCGACUGGACGUCGUUGAUGGUGGAGCAGUACAAUUUACAACGACAGUUGGAGGCGUCAGACUUUGGCCUGCCCCACCUGCGGUCUCCGUCGUUCAAUGCCUCGCUGAACCACCGUCGAACGGGCUCCACCCUGUCGCAGCAGGGCCACAGCAGACGCCAUUCGUUGGGCGUCAACGAGGCCAUCAAGGCAGCUGCCUCCCAGCGGCAGCUGAACUAUCAGAAUACACAGGGUGCCCCCGCCGCGGGCGCUCCUCAAAUCAAUGUAUCCAUUGGUGCUGGCGGUGGCGGCGACCUGCCAUACCACCUGCUGCCUCCGUUGGGCCCGGACCCAAUCUCGCAAUUCCGGUUCCCCAGCACGACAAGCCCCAACUACGCAGCAGCGGCUGCUGCUGGGCCCAUCUCUUCGAACCACGAGAGCCCUGUCAAUCGGGGCCACGCGCGGUCUCGCUCGGCUGCCUACGGCCAGCCUCCACUGCUGCUGCUGCUGCCUCUGUUCAAGUUUCCUGCCGACAACAACCCAUUGCUUCCUCCGGCGCCAGGCUACUCGAACCUUUCGCCUGAACGAGGCGGCUCUGGCGGCGGCCACCUGAGACGCUCAUCUCACUUCAGACUGAACUCGAAGAAUUUCGAUACCAACUCUAGCAUCAACUCCAAUUGGAGGUCGCAGCAGCAGCCUGCAGCAUCUAAUCCCUCUGCCUCCUUCACUCACCAGCGCAAUGCCUCGUCCACCUUGGAGCCUCCUUCUCUGUUUGUUCCGGGCCACAAGGGCCGCGGCGGCUCCUACGGCGGUGGCUCCGUCUCGUCGUUGUCUCUGUUCAUGCCUGGGAACUCCGGGUCGAAUUCCGGCGGUAACUCUGGCGGCAGGAAAUCCCUUUUCGCUCCUUACUUGCCUCAGCUGUCGUUACCUGAAUUGAUCAACGAGGGCAGACUUGUCACGGGCAUUUUGCGGGUCAACAAGAAAAACAGAUCCGAUGCCUACGUCUCCACCGACGGUCUUUUGGACGCAGACAUCUUCAUUUGUGGCUCCAAGGACAGAAAUCGUGCUUUGGAAGGCGAUUUGGUGGCGGUGGAGUUGCUAGUUGUUGAUGAGGUGUGGGAGUCCAAGAAGGAGAAAGAAGAGAAGAAGCGCAGAAAGGACAACACCUUGACGAAGAACAACGCCACCUCGGUGUUAAGCGACGAUAUCCACAACGACGCCACUUCCACGCUGCCAGGCAAUGACGAGUCCAAGACCGACAAGGACGGUGAGGGUCUCGGCAGAAGAGGCUCUCUCAAGCAAAGACCGACCAUGAAAAAGAAUGACGACGUCGAGGUCGAAGGCCAGGCGUUGCUUUUGGUGGAAGAAGAAGAGAUCAACGACGAAGUGAAACCUUUGUAUGCUGGCCAUGUUGUGGCGGUUGUUGAUCGUAUUCCUGGCCAAAUUUUCGCCGGUACGCUUGGCCUCUUGAGGCCUGCUCAGGCUGCGCAGGCUGCUAUCGAUAAGAAGACCGGCAAGGAGCCCUCUGUGCAAACCCCUAAGGCUCCCAAGAUUGUCUGGUUCAAGCCAACUGACAAGAGAGUGCCUUUGAUAGCCAUCCCCACUGAGCAAGCCCCCAAAGACUUUGUGGAGAACCACGAAAAGUAUGCUGAUCAGGUAUUUAUUGCUCUGAUCAAGAGAUGGCCAAUCACUUCGUUGCAUCCAUUUGGUACUUUGGUGAGCAAAUUGGGCAAAUAUGACGAUCCUCAGGUGGAGAUCGACUCCAUCCUCAGAGACAACAAUUUCACCGACGAGUACUACUCUGGAUUGGAUGGCGACGAUGGGCUUGUUAAGUCCUUAAUUGCAUCAUUGCCAAGUGUGGAAUCCGAAAUGAGUAAUCCUGAUAGAGCUGGGUUUUUCAACGACUACAUCAUUGCAUUCACUGAAAAUAAGCUGUUCGUUGAUAAUGCCAUGCACGUCAAGCGUCUCAGUGAUACUAUCAUUGAGUUGGGAUUCCAUGCUGUGGACAUUUCGCAUUUUGUGCAACCCGGAUCUCCAUUGGAAAGAAAGGCUAAAAAGAUCUCCUCGUCUGUUUUCUUGCCUCAAAAGGCUUUACGCUUGUACCCUAAUGAGUUUAAUGAUUUAAUUUCCUUCAAAGAUAACGAGAAGAGCUUGGCCAUUUCGGUGACUUUUGAGAUUGACACUACGUCUUUCGAAGUGGAGAAGGUACACAUUCGUGAAUCUGUUGUUGUUCCAAAACUGACAGUGUCGUUUGAUGAUGUGGAUGCUAUUUUAAGCAACAAAAAACCCAAUGAUGAAAUCACCUCGGCAACGUGUGAUUACAUCAAGACAUUUGCUCUCAUCGCCAAGGAAUUCCGUCGUCAGCGUUUGAACGACAGAAAUCUUGGUAUCAGCCCCUCAUUAACUCUUUUGGACCAGCUUGACGAUGAGAAAGUCAGGUUGCACUUGAACAUUUUUGAAUACAGCUCUGCUUUGAGAAUUGUUUCGGAAAUUGGUCAUAAGGUAAAUGCCACGGUCGCAGCCAAGGUUCAUGCAACACUAGGUGAUGAGGCAUUUUUGCGUCGUCAAGCUUUGCCUACUUUGCAAAAGAUCGAAAACUUCUCCCGCAAGGCAUACAAUUUAGGUUUCAAGAUCGAUACAUCCACUUCGAGCAGCUUGCAGCAAUCUAUCCUUAAGAUCAACGAUCCUCUCAAGAGACAGUGCAUUGAAACCUUACUUUACAAGUGUAUACCACGGGCCAAGUACUAUAUUGCUGGGAAACAGGACCCAGAGAACUACUCGCAUUACUAUUUGAACUUGCCACUUUACACUCAUUUCACAUCUCCCUUGCGCAGAUUCGCCGACUUGAUUGUCCACAGACAAGUGAAGCAAGCAAUCAGUGCCUCCGCUGAGCGCGACAAGAUUCCUGAUUUGGAUGCUUUGAAGGGAAUAUCUGACUACUGCAAUUUCAAGAAGGAUUGUGCCGCCAAUGCGCAAGAGCAGGCGAUCCACCUUCUUUUGUCCCAGACUAUCAACGAAAUGAGCGAGCAUGCUGGUCAGUUGUUGGUAAUGGGAACUGUUCUUCAAGUUUACGAAUCCUCCUUUGACGUUUUCAUCCCAGAGUUCGGUAUCGAAAAGAGAGUCCAUGGUGACCAGUUGCCCUUGGUAAAGGCAGAGUUCGAUAAGGCUAACCGCAUCUUGGAGUUGUUCUGGGAAAAGGGCGUGGACGCUGCCACGUACGUUCCACCUGAUGAAAAAUCAUCUUUGAGUUAUAGAAACUCCAUCAAAAACAAAUACCGUACCUCAGCGCUGGAGGCGGCCAAAAUUCAGAGAAAGAAUGCCCUGGAAAGAGACAAUAAUAUCGUCCCCGACUCAAUUGUCGAGAAUCUCAAGGCUUUGAGCAUCGACAUGCCCAAAGUCACGACGCCACAAGACAAGCAAACUCUCUGGAAGUCAAUGCCGUCUUCACCUUCACUCAACCUGUUUGGUGGCUCCAGCAGACCAAGCUCCGGGUCAUUCCUUGACACAAACAUUGCAGCCCGUUAUGACGAGGACGGACUUGCACCUUAUUUACAGAGCGUGAUCACUCGCGUGGAGAACAAUUCUUACAUUCAAGAGAUCCGGGAAAUGCAAACUGUGCCGGUAUUGUUAAGGGCAGAAAUUGGCAUGGCGCUUCCAUGUUUGACAGUGCGGAUACUAAAUCCGUUCGCCAACCAAUAA
Molecule: messenger RNA, 3792 nt
Organism: Candidozyma auris
Lineage: Eukaryota; Fungi; Ascomycota; Pichiomycetes; Serinales; Metschnikowiaceae
Gene: SSD1
Product: mRNA-binding translational repressor SSD1
Exons: 2
Coding region: 1-3792 (1263 amino acids)
Biological process (GO): mRNA catabolic process
Cellular component (GO): P-body; exosome (RNase complex)
Molecular function (GO): RNA binding; 3'-5'-RNA exonuclease activity
Source: RefSeq, a predicted model, not a curated record